Molecule: messenger RNA, 2437 nt
Organism: Mangifera indica (mango)
Lineage: Eukaryota; Viridiplantae; Streptophyta; Magnoliopsida; Sapindales; Anacardiaceae
Product: sodium/hydrogen exchanger 2-like
Exons: 15
Coding region: 322-1947 (541 amino acids)
Biological process (GO): regulation of pH; sodium ion transport; proton transmembrane transport
Cellular component (GO): membrane
Molecular function (GO): sodium:proton antiporter activity
Source: RefSeq, a predicted model, not a curated record
UCAGUCCAUGGAGGUAUUUUCAGUCCAUGCUUUUCUAAAAAAGCAGUAUUCCGUCAAAAUCAACGUGUACUUAUUCAAACUGAUAACUCCAGCUUCAAUUUGAACUUUAUUUUUGGAUCUAAUUCAGAUCAUCUCGUGUUGUUUCACUGUUCUUUCUCUUUUGUUUGAUCGGUGAGUUAAGCUGGUUCUCUGCAGCUCGGUGAAACUCUAUGCUUGAAUUGUUUACUCCUGUUUGGUGGGGCUGCUUUGUAUGUGAAUGACAGAAUUUUCUAAAGGCUUCAAGAGAGUUUGAUGUUCGCUAUUGAAUUUUGUUACUUCUAGAUGGCGAUAGACUUAGGUUCUCUGAUGGAUAGAUCUUUAGCAAUCUACACGUCCGAUCAUAAAUCAGUGAUGUCAAUGAACUUGUUCGUUGCACUUCUUUGCGCAUGUAUUAUUAUCGGUCAUUUACUGGAGAAAACUCGCUGGAUGAACGAGUCAAUCACGGCUCUAGUUAUUGGUUUGGGUACCGGUGCUGUUAUUUUGCUGGCAACUGCACGAAGGAGUUCACAUAUCUUGGUGUUUAGUGAAGAUUUGUUCUUCAUUUAUCUUCUUCCACCUAUUAUAUUUAAUGCAGGGUUCCAGGUGAAGAAGAAGCAAUUUUUUCGCAACUUUAUGACCAUUAUGUUGUUUGGGGCAGUUGGCACUCUUAUAUCUUUUACAAUCAUAUCAUUAGGUGCUAUACACUUUUUCAAGAAAAUGAAUAUUGGGACCCUUGAAAUUGGAGAUUAUCUUGCAAUUGGAGCAAUAUUUGCUGCUACAGAUUCAGUUUGCACCUUGCAGGUUCUUAAUCAGGAUGAGACGCCUUUAUUGUACAGUCUGGUGUUCGGGGAAGGAGUGGUAAAUGAUGCCACAUCUGUAGUUCUUUUCAAAGCAAUCCAGAGUUUUGACCUCUCUCACAACAACUCAAGCAUAGCUUUGCAAUUUCUUGGAAAUUUUAUGUAUUUAUUUAUUGCAAGUACAAUGCUAGGGGUUUUGGUUGGAUUGCUUAGUGCAUACAUUAUCAAAAAACUGUAUAUUGGCAGGAACUCUACUGAUCGUGAAGUUGCUCUGAUGAUACUCAUGGCUUACCUUUCAUAUAUGCUGGCAGAACUACUCUACUUAAGUGGCAUUCUCACUGUAUUUUUCUGUGGGAUUGUUAUGUCACACUACACAUGGCAUAAUGUCACUGAACGUUCAAGAGUGACAACCAAGCAUGCUUUUGCCACUUUGUCAUUUGUUGCUGAGACCUUUAUCUUCCUUUACGUUGGCAUGGAUGCCUUGGACAUUGAGAAGUGGAGCGUUGUAAGUGAUAGCCCUGGAAAAUCAGUUGGGGUAAGUGCAAUACUGUUGGGACUGGUUAUUGUUGGAAGAGCAGCCUUUGUUUUCCCCUUGUCCUUCUUAUCCAACCUGACAAAGAAAUCUCCAUAUGAAAAACUUGACUUAAGGCAACAAGUUACCAUUUGGUGGGCUGGUCUGAUGCGUGGUGCUGUUUCUAUGGCACUAGCUUAUAAUCAGUUUACUAGUUUUGGUCAUACUAAGCUGCACGGGAAUGCGAUCAUGAUCACCAGUACAAUCACCGUUGUUCUUUUCAGCACAAUUGUGUUUGGGUUGUUGACUAAACCACUAGUGAGGAUUUUGCUUCCUCCCUCAGAAAGACUAUCCAGAAUGGUGUCUUCUGAGCCGUGUACUCCCAAAUCCUUCACUGUGCCACUUCUUGGGAACGGACACGACUCAGAAGCUAAUCACAGAAAUGAAAAUGUGUCACGUCCAAACAGCCUAAGAAUGCUGUUGACCGCCCCAUCUUACACUGUUCAUGACUGUUGGCGAAAAUUCGAUGACACUUUCAUGCGACCUGUGUUUGGUGGCCGAGGAUUUGUACCUGUAGUUCCUGGCGAACCACUUGAACAAAGUGUUGGCCAAUGGCAGUGAGAAGGGAAUUCAAAGCGACAAAGGUACUAAUUUAUGGUAACUUUUAGCGUCUGCCUGGGCUUAAGAGUGGCUUCGAGUGUGCCAUUUUGUAGAUGGCAAAAGGAUUUUUGGAAUUGGGGGUUUUGACAAUUUCGACUGGGACUAGCGGCAGUCUGCCUUUGAUUUUGAUUGUGGGGGUGAUUCUCAAAUUUUGUUGUCUAUAUUAGUUGCCUCAAGAUUGUGUUCACAUUAGCAAUAAAACUAUGUACAAUGAGUAUUAAUUUGAGUAUCAAUGAUGAUGUGUUAUCACGUGAUUAUGUAAUUUUGAAUUAAAAAUAAAAUAAUAUUUAGUCUCAUGAUGAUACAUUAUUAUUUAUAUUAAAAUUAAUAUUCAUUAUAAUUGUACAUAACAUUGCUCUUCAUGGCAACGCUGAGCAUUGUCACUAGUAAGAUUUCUACCUGAGUUCUGUAUUGAUUGUAAUCCAAUAUUAUAUGAAUUUUGAUUAUGAUA